This is a messenger RNA of Coregonus clupeaformis (lake whitefish), 1931 nucleotides long. Its product is annotated as inhibitory synaptic factor 2A. Gene Ontology annotation, cellular component: postsynaptic density. Lineage: Eukaryota; Metazoa; Chordata; Actinopteri; Salmoniformes; Salmonidae. The transcript is spliced from 5 exons. Bases 462 to 1916 code for a protein of 484 amino acids. Gene Ontology annotation, biological process: inhibitory postsynaptic potential. The record is from RefSeq and is a predicted model, not a curated record.
CAGCAGUAAAGGAGAUAUUCUGCGUGCGCUGAGCGUCUGCUAUCUGUCAGUGAGCCAGCGAGCGCCCCGGACUUUCAGUGUGUAUGAGCCGCUCUCGGCUUUACUGAGAGGAGGAGAGAGGGAGGAGGAGGAGGAGGAGGAGGAGGAGAGAAAGGGGGAACGCCUGACUCCGGUCUUGCUCGCUGUGGGCUUAGAGGAAAAGGAUCAUUUUUUCAUCUCUCUCUCUCUCUACUGGUACGAAGGCAGCAAACAGCCAAUGUGACGCAACUAUAGGAACUAUACAACAACUGCCCUGCUCCUGCUGGGGGACUCUGGCACUGUUAACUUCCACCAUGGCAUAGCCUGCUCUUCUCCCAGGGAGACUAACCCUCUAAGGGAACAGACAUGCUCUACCACAGACACUACCAGGGAUCUAUGCUGCCGUCUCGUCCUGUUCAUCAGUGAUUUACGUUGGAGGAACCAUGGUGAGCAAGGCAGAGGGUGGUAAAUGCAUGCUCACCAACUCCGAGUCGGACUCCGAGGCGGCGCCCCCCCCCUCCCCGUCCGCCUCGCUGGCCCUGGAGGUCAAAUACUCCUUCCUGGACACCAGCAGCAGGUCACAGCAGCAGGUAAGGAAGAGGAACAAGGCCCUCCAGGUGAGGUUCAAGGACAUCUGUGAUGCGCAGAAGGAGCAGAGAGAGGCCGCUCUACAGACGGCUGGGAAGGGGGGCAAGCCUGUCUCCUACAAGGUGGCAUACCGCAAGUACAUGACGGUGCCCGCCCGGCGUUCUAUCCCCAACGUCACCAAGAGCACGGGCGUCCAGACCUCCCCGGACCCCAAGGGCCGUUACAAGACGUUCCCCUUGGAGAGGAAGAAGCGUUCCAGCCACACCGUUAAGCAUGUGGCGGUGGUGGAGAGCCGCCAGGGACACAACAACAGCUCGGUCCUCCACGUCAAGCACCCGAAAGCUGUGGAGGGUUCAGGGGACGGGGACGGGGAGGAGGGCGCCUGCGGUGGAGGGGGAGUGCAGAGUACCAGGGCCCUGUUACAUACUACAGAGUGCAAGGCUACGGUGGAGCAGCACUGUUCGGACGGACCAGAUGGCGUGCUCUACUCCGACUCUCUGAUGCUCACAGAGUGCCUCCCUACCUCCAACCCACGGGCCACGGACUACCAGAUCUGCAGCGUCAAAUCCAAACCCCGGAAAGGAUUGGAACACAGGGAACUGGACUCCUCGGACAGUUGCUCGGACCGUUCGGCCAGUAAACGGCAGCUGCUCAACUUCCAGGAGGAGCCAGGCUCUAGCAGGACUCUGCCUGGGGACAGGAGGGGGUCCUCCCCAGCCUCUAAGGUGACCGGCCCCAUCGCCUGGAACUCUCUGACCCAGGUGGAGUGCCUGGAGAGCCCGACAGCACGGAGCAAACGAAAGAAGGGGCUACCGCUCAACGGACUACAGUCUCAGACUCUACCGCGGGCUGCUGGGUGGACUACCCAGGCACAGUGCCAUGAACCAGCACCGUUCUCACCACAGACGCUGUCACCCCGGACCAUGGGGGAGACGGUGGGCUGUGGGGGCAGCAGGGUUGAACCAGCGACUGUAGCGACUGCCGGGGGAGUUAACCCCGGGGAGGCCUGUAAGCAGAUAGUACCGGUAGCGACUCAGGGAGGGGGUGGAGGUGGGGAUGUGAAAGCACAGCUCCAGGCCAUGGAGAACCUGGCGACUCAUGGAGGGGGUGGAGGUGGGGAUGUGAAAGCACAGCUCCAGGCCAUGGAGAACCUGAUCUCCUCCAGCCAGGAGACCAUCAAGGUGCUACUGGGAGUCAUCCAGGAGCUGGAGAAGGGAGAGGCCCACAGAGAGGGCCUCUCCUAUCGAACCGGACAGGACACGGCCAACUGUGACACGUGUCGGAACAGCGCAUGCAUAAUUUACAGGUGAGUGGAACCUCUUAAA